GAAAACAAUAAAUGUCAGAAACAGUAGUGGAACUAAACAGAUGGGCAAAACAAUGUUGACAUUUUAUACAAAAGAAGACAUAGGACAAAACAGAGAAAGUUAAAAAUCGAAAAACAAAUCAUAACCAGAAAAAAGACCAAAAGACCGAAUAAAGUCGAUUAGGCGAUUGUAUCAUCCAUCCAAAUAUACAUCAUCUCUAGAAAUUUAUUGAGUAACGCCACCGCCGCGGGAAGGUCAAACAACGAAUCACACGGAACGACGUUUUUCGGAGGCUGACAUUGACCCACCAUCCGUCUAUCCGGUAAAAGGGGUUAUAUCACAAACCGUACCGCAAAAACUUAUCGCCUCAUCCGUAAAGUACUUAAAAGAAUAUCUGGGAAGGCUGAAAGUCAACAUAUCUACCACCAAUAUUUCUACCCUCCACCAUGGACACCACAAAUUCAUACAUUAGCGAAAAAUACCAUAGCUUAUGCAAUCUAAUGGAUCGUGAAACACUUGGCACAGAAGUCCUAAUCUAUGGCACUUCGGGGCUUAUGCUUAUGGUGGCCUAUGCCAAACGCAGGCCGGCCUACUUAGUGCGUCCCUUUAAAAAGCCAUCACACAUACCCGACCGUCUGAUCAAUGAGCGCGUAAUGCACACUGGUCGCAUAAAAGACAUCCAACAGAAGGGCCAAGAUACUUUGCUUUACAUCCAGCACCGUCCGUUGAUACCAUUUUUUAUGAGCAGCAAUCGUUUGUUGCCUAUUAAACUGCCCGGUGUUAAGGUAAAUGGCAAUGGUUUUGCAUGGCUGCAACAAUGCCUGGUGGGUAGAGAGGCCACCUUUAUACCUUUGAACAAAAAGGCAUCGGAUGACUAUGUCGUUUCGCAGCUGUGUUUAGUUCACCCACCAAAGGGCAAUCGCUUGCUAGAUAUAUCUGAGACACUGUUGAAGUUGAGAUUUGCGCGCUACGAUCAAGAUGCAAACGGCAGUAUUAAGAAGAAUGCCAAGUACUACCAGCAUUUAUCAAAAGUGGAGACAACAACAAUAUCGCGAGAGGCCUUGAUGUACAAAGUCUCCAGCUAUCCAUGGUUGUGGAGAAAGCUACAUGAGUUCAGGUCCUCCUUGUUGCCCAAAGAAAAACUGCUGCCAGAAUUAGUGCGUUAACGUGUUCCCUGUGAAUUAAUAUAACAGACAGAUGUAUUUGCUAGGUUAUAAGUACGAGAUUCUUUUUCAUCUGUCGUUAGCCAGGAAAACAUAUUAGAUUAUAAUCUCAAUGAUACAUGAUGCAAUAGAAACAAAUGACUUGACUAUGACAAAAAUUCCUACAUGACUAUGUUAUAUCGUCACCUAAGUUCCACAAAGGGGAAAAUAACGAAAGGAAAAAUUAAAUAUAUUAAGGACUUGGGCUUUUGCUUUCCAUAUAAACCAAACUGUUUUUUUUACCCAAAAUAAAAUUUAUUUUGCGGUUCAAUAGACCAUGACCAAUUUUUGUCUUGACUUUAGGGGACAAAGAGAAGACUUAAAUUUCAUGAUGUUGCUCAAAUAAAAAAAUAUUUUGAAAGAAACAUGAAAACCUGUCACAGACACACAGGACUAACUUAUGAGUAUAAACAUAUAGCAUAUACCAGAACUCGUAUCAUAAAAACCGUAGAAACAACUAUAAUUACUCUGUUUUGCAUCAGUCGUUGAUUGAUAGUAAUCGAACUUUGAACUUUAGUAGUUACCCGUUUUGUCUAAAACAAAUCAAAUAAUUGAUAUCGUUUUAUAUCGUUUGCUGCUCUGAACUACACCACUUACCGUUAAGUUACAUGCCAUUUGUCUUGAAACAGCAUUGUUACAAGUUAAUUUUAAAUAAAAACGUUGUUGCAUUUGCUCCUCCUCCAAUAUCACUCAAAAGAAGGUCUCGACUUUUCAAUAAAUAGAAAGUAUUUUAUUUAUUUUAAAAUCGUUUUAUUGUAAUUUAUAUGAUACGGCGACAUGCAUUUAAAAUGAUGAUGUGAUCCAGUACCUCAAUAAAUGACAUUGACAAUAUGAACAAGUACUCUUUUAAACUUUAUGAAUUAGCUUAAAGGCUUUCCUGCGCUAAGCAGAGUUUAUUUGUUUUGCAAUAGCAUAAGUUAUUAUCGAGACAACUUUUAAUAUUGCUGAAAUUGACAUUUAAAAUUAAGAUUUUUUAUUUACACUACGAAAAUACAUUAACUGAGACUUUUCAAGUGCCUUACUCAGAAAAAACGAAUACAAAUUGAAGAGCAUUUUCCAUUGCAGCAUGUCUUUAUAUAUUUUUUUUUUAAUUUCCCCCAAAACUAUCAAUGUCGGCUUAACCUGUCGGUUGUCUGUCUGUCUACGUAGAGAGUUUAUGAAUUGUGAAAAAAAUAAUGUUUAUAUUUUUAAUAAAAAGAAGAAUGUUAA
This is a messenger RNA of Stomoxys calcitrans (stable fly), 2390 nucleotides long. RefSeq lists its product as uncharacterized. The transcript has 2 exons. The record is from RefSeq and is a predicted model, not a curated record. Bases 426 to 1145 code for a protein of 239 amino acids. NCBI's taxonomy places the organism in Eukaryota, Metazoa, Arthropoda, Insecta, Diptera, Muscidae.